Penicillium egyptiacum is the source of this 3963-nucleotide messenger RNA. The record is from the annotation of a GenBank genome assembly. Lineage: Eukaryota; Fungi; Ascomycota; Eurotiomycetes; Eurotiales; Aspergillaceae.
AUGAAUGCGAUCGAGCAGUCCCCCGAGCAGUCUUCCGCGCCGAAUGCGCUGGCGCAUUUGACCAGGAUUCCGAUAGCUCAGCUUUCUCCUGGCCUUGAACAAUUGGCCGAGAAGUGCUUUCUUGCCGCUAUAGCGCUUGUGUGGCCAUAUUCCUCUUCGACCAAGUCUGUGAGCCUUCUGUUAGUGGAGCCGGAUUUCCGCCUGAGGGGUGCCAAAGGACAGAUCAAAGCCACGUUCCAUGGACGUGUCGCAGAAAAGGUCGCGGAAUCGCAUGUCGGGAUUGGGGAUACCGUUUGUCUGGCCUUGAAACACACCAAGUUCGUCAGCAAUGAAGGCGUCCAGCAAACCCCGGAAAGGUCUGUCGCGUGGGAUGCGCACUUCGAGAAUGGCGCGUCUCUCGAGAUCUUCCGAUCUUCCCAACCUCCGUUGAUAAUAUCGGUUGAGCCGCAAGUGACGGCGCCGCAUGAAACCGAACUCGCACCGCCGACAACUCCAAGUGGGAACUCAAUCAAUUCCGAACUCGACCUGCCUUAUAGUGCAGGCGCCUGGGGAUCGCCGGCAUUCCUCAAGAGCACUCGAACCUCAUCCGGAGGAACAAUCCGUUCUGCUUUCGAUCCUUUUGCGGAAGAAGAUGGAUUUGUUCCAGGGAAAGGAAGAAAAAAACCGAGGUACAGCUUACACAGGGAAGAUUGGCGCGUUAUCAACGAACCGGAAAGCCCUAAUGAGCAAGAAGCCCCUGUGGAUUGGCAACAGGCUUUGGAUCAAUCUAUUGAUCAAGAGCUUGACGAGGCAGAUUCGGCGAGUGAGCCUUCAGACGAGCCAAUAACGGAUGCUGCCCAAGCUCCGGCAUACACAGAGGAUGCACCACAGGAACCACCUGCGGUGUUUGCGAAGCCUUCCCUUGAAUUGACUGGGAGUAUCCUUGAAAGAAAUGCCGGCGAGUCAGAUGUUAUGUCUGAACAAGUUGAUAAAUUUGGAACACCUUUUCAUCUGCCAACGGACACACCGCAGAUCCGACCCAUCCCUUCUCCGGGGCUCCCGAUCCCUUCGCCCAUUGUGCCUAAUAACCCUGGCUCAGCGGGCUAUUUCCUGCCAUGGACCGCGCCCACGCAGUCCCAAGAGUUUCGAUCUGCUCCUGCGGAAGGGGACCCCAUAGUGACGCCCGCAUCACCCUCCAUCGAGACACAUGAUACCGACGCCCGCGAUUCCAUUCAUACAGAGACAGUGCAACCAGUUGAUCCGGAUGUUGAAGCCAUCCACCAGGAACAUGUCUUGGAUGCCGGUUUUGUCUUCAGCUACAAUUCCGCAUCAGAUCCACGCUCAGAAGUUUUGCCAGAAGAUCGGGAACUGGAGAUAAUCGACCCCUCCAACGCUAUUGAGGAAUCAGUUGUCGCUGAACUUGACGUGAUCAUCGAUACUGCCAGCGACGAAGCUCAAAUGUCAAAUGAAGCAGAGCAGAAGCAUGCUUUUGAUGAUCUUAACAUUUCCCGCGACCAUCCAGCAUCAAUUCCGGGCUCAGAAGGUGAACCGGAUGACUCUCCUGGUGUUCACGACGAUUUGGCACCAUCUUCACGCUUGGAGGAGCGCUCGGUAAAUGAAUCCUCAGAAAGGGUUGAUAGAUCAGGUAUUGCUCAAGCCGAUCUUAGCAUCGAAACUGCCAGCUACAAUGUGGGAUCUCCUCAAUAUCCGGGUGAACCUCAUGGCGAGGGACAUUCUGGGCCAGAGAUUCAGUCGGCCAAUUAUCCACAACCUGCCUCUACCUUCGAUCAGGAUGCGAUCGAUGCCCUCGAAAAAAUGAUAGCCGCUCGAGAGGAGGAAAAGGAAAGGAGGGAAGACAUUGAAGAGGAAAAUGAAAGCGAAGAUGAUAUCGAGCGUUCACUCAGUCAAGGAUACAGUGAAGGAAAGGAUGAAAUGAUCAAGGAUGAAGAAGUGUACUACGCGGAGUCAGUGGAAAAUUACGAUUCCCAAUAUGAAUAUGAAGAGGACGAGGAGGAUUUCCAUUCUGAUCCUGGUUUGGAAUCACGAUUGGAUCAAGAUGACUUCAGUGUCGUUGAAUCCGGUGGUGAAACCCCCGAGCAGGACCAGAACCUGCCUUCCCAGAUGGGAAAUCACGAAGUAAUCGUGCUGGACAGUGACAGUGAUGAUGAGCCUGCCUCCAAUGAUCCGGUAGCCUCAGCUUCUCAGUCAGCAGUACGAGACGAUCGCUCAGACCGCUUUGAAUCUGCACAUCUAGCUAUCCCUCCAGCUACAGCCGAUCUUGCGACGGGUGUACAGGAAUAUCCAGAGCCGUGGUGCGUCGAUCGAGAGGAUGGCUGUCACCAAGCCGUGGAAGAGGAUUCCGAUAUCGAUGAGCGCCAGGAGAGCGAAGAAAGUGAAGAAAGCGAAGAGAGCGAAGAUGAAUAUGAGCGCGAAUAUAAUCAACAGGAUGAUCGAGUUCAUGAGAGUGACAUGGAUGAUGAUGAAUCGUCCCGAGACUACGAUGCAACGGACCAUCCGUCUGAAGUGGCAUCAGCAGACCCUGAGCAGGACGAAGAUAAAGAAGUGGAAGAUGUGGAGCUCAUCGAAGAAGCUGACAACGACGAACGUCAUGCUGCAGCCAAACUUGACACACAGAUAGAAGCGCCAAUUGGUGGGGACUCUGACGAGGAGCAAUCAGGCAAUGCUGAUCCAAACUUGCUUGAUAUGCCUGAAUCUCAUCAUCAAGGCCCAUCCUUGGAAGUCGAAAGUCAUGCUGAGCAGUAUUUCACUGGAGACGGACAAUUUGAUCUGCAUAUUCCUUCGUCUGCUGGAAAUAUUAUGGCCGAUUUCUUUUUGAGCCAUGAGCCGACUGUCGAAGGGCCUGACCCCCUUGGCGGUCGAAUCUCGCCGUCCAUUGAGCCUCCACUGGAGCGACGGCUCUUAAACCUCGACCCCACCCAAGAAAAUGCAUCCACGCGUGAACUAGUUCAUGAUUUUGAACCUGAAACUUCGUUCACGGUCAAAGCAAAUGAAGCUUCUACUGGCCUGGAUAAAACUUUGCAGACUGCUGGCUCCCCGGAGUCAGACCAAGACGAAGGUAUCGGGGCAGAACCCAAAAAAAAUGUCCAACAAGAGAUCCACGUUGACGGAAAUAAUGAUGCCAUGGCUCCUUCGGAACUCGCUGAAGCCGCGGAACGCCCAACAACGCCCGAACCCGGCCGCUCUCUGGAGGUCGUGAUCAACACUGAAUCUCCAAAUGCACCAGCAGCUCCCGUUCCACAGCCACCAGUCCCCGACCGUAAUGCCUCCGGACUGCGUAGCAAGCUUUCUUACUUCGCCCCGCUUGCUACACUCAUUGAUCAUUACAAUGCGUUAGUCGAUACCAUCUCAAUCGUGCAGGAGGCUUCGCCGAUAACCCGAGCCAAAUCCGGCUCGAAAGAUUGGUUCAUGACUAUUCAACUUACCGAUCCCUCCAUGGCUGGCACAACUCUUCGUGCUCAGAUUUUCCGGCGCUACAAGGCCUCGAUGCCGUCAUUGGCGGAAGGUAACGCCAUCCUCUUACGCGACUUCAAAGUCCGGAGCCUCGAUCACACCGUGAUGCUUGUUAGUGUCGAUUCCAGUGCAUGGGCAGUAUUCGACGGUUCGGGUCCCGAUGCCGAGACGAGCGGACCCCCAGUCGAAUAUGACUCGCAGGAACGUGCCUAUGCAUCUGGCUUACGUCGAUGGUACGAUGAAGUCGGCUCGGAUAGGGUCGCAGACUACAUGCUCCAGGCAGCUAUCGAGAGAGACAGCCAGGAGCGCGAUAUGACGCCAAGCAGUCAAGUGCCAAGCGAGUCAGGCAGCCCAGAUUCUAGGCGAGGUUCCAAGCGCAAGCGCAAGAGCAAUCGCAGAGUCACUAUCCAUGAGCUACGGGAUGGCACUCGUUAUACCGAGGUCGGGUCCCCAAACAGUCGAAACAGCAGUGUUCACGAGUUACGGGAUGGCACGUUGUAUGCCAAUAUUUGA